This is a messenger RNA of Dendronephthya gigantea, 1875 nucleotides long. RefSeq names its product galactinol synthase 1-like. The transcript has 17 exons. Lineage: Eukaryota; Metazoa; Cnidaria; Anthozoa; Malacalcyonacea; Nephtheidae. Gene Ontology annotation, molecular function: glycosyltransferase activity. Bases 468 to 1601 code for a protein of 377 amino acids. The record is from RefSeq and is a predicted model, not a curated record. Gene Ontology annotation, cellular component: cytoplasm.
UGAGGCUUAUAGACAGAGGACUUGAAUACAUAUUAUUGGUCUUAUAUUCUGUAAUUAUAUAAUAGUUAUUGACUUACUGCCCUUAUUGGUGUGACCAGCAAGUUGGCCACGCCUAAACAAACUGCUCUACUAAAAUUUCUAAUUUCUGAUCCAUUCAAAAUUUACAAUAAAAUGUCUAAAACUGUAGUAGCUUGUUUAAUAAGCUAUUAAUUUGGCACUAGAGUAUAAAACAUGCCACUUAUUGCAAUUAAAAGGACUCUCUUUUUUACGUUAUUGUGGGCGGAAGUGCUGAAAUGAAGGUCUAAAACCAGUGUACCAGAAUUGGUAUAGGUAAGCUAAAUGAUGUGAUACAACGAUUUUUUGGAAAUAUGGUUGAUAAAUCAUGAACAAUCAAAUUAAAGAAUAUUUUCAAGAAUGUGAGCUGUUGUGUUGAUAAUUCCUGGGUUAUUCUUUGUGUAUUUACCACUAUGCCUUCAAGGACGAUUUCUUACAUUGCUUUACAUGCAAGGAGUUUUCCAUCAAUUUUGGUCUACAUUCGUCGUCACAAGUUGAUCAAAUUCUUCGCAGGAUUUCUAUUGUGCUUGCUGUUUUUUCGUCUUACUAAACCGAAUUACUUCUCUUAUGGAAUAUCCUAUGCAAAAAUCAUUUAUGAUCUGGUUAAUACUGACAUGCAACGACAGAAUGAUGUCUUAAGACAGGAUGCUCAGUUAGUGUGGGAUUUACAUCAUUUUCAAAAAGAAUUCAUGCCUGAAUGGUGCAAGAAUAAAGUGAAGAAAAAAAGAAAACUUGCUUGGUUUGUGUCAAUGUCUGGAAACAGCGUUGUUCCAGGUGCAGUCGCUGUUGGUCACAUUAUCAAGAAGUUUUCAUGUUAUCCAAAUCUUCUUGCUCUUGUGACAGACACUGUGAGUAAAGAAUCUAGAUCUGCAUUGGAGGCUACUGGCUUUAGUGUUCACGUUGUUGAGAGUCUUGAUUGCAACUGGAUGGAUAAAAAACUUGGAUAUGAGAUAACUAAUAAAGGGAUCCCAGGUACUCAUACAAGAUUUAACAUUUGGCGAUACACACAGUUUGAUUCGAUAGUCUAUGUUGAUACAGAUUUCUUUCCAUUGGUCAAUAUGGAUGAGCUUUUUGAUUUACCAAAAGAGUUCUCUGCUGUGUACUGUGGUCGUCCUGGUGUGUUAGAUCCAUGUUUUAAUGCUGGUCUAGCAGUUUUCAAACCCCAUUUGGAUACAUAUCAAGGCUUGAUGGAAAAAUGGGAGGAGUUGUCUCGUGUUAUUGGCUGUCCUAAUGAUCAAAUAGUACUGUGGCAUUACUUUGCAUUUAAUGGCCGAUGGAAUCCUUUGCCUUACUCCUACAAUGUGAGAAGGAAAAUCUACUAUCCAAUGAAAGCCUAUCAUUUCGCUGGGUACGGCAUAAUACCCAAACCUUGGGAACUAAAGAAGCCACCAUCAAGACAAGAAGCCAACUCAUUUCCUGGACCUGUUGUCAAACAACAGGAAACGAACAUUCUUUGGUGGAAGUUAUUCUACGAGGCCUUGGAUGCAUAUAAUCUUCACGACUGGUGGAAGACAACAGAAUUUUAUACGCCAAUCACAGGAAGGUAGAUCAUUAUAGAAAAAAAAAUAGAAAUUUCAUCAAUUCGGUGAAAUUUUGAGCAGCUCCGGAGUACCGGGAGUAGUUUCUUCAGAUGCAUCAAGAACCUGUCUGCACCAGGUCAGAAUGCCAUGAUUACAGAUAGAAAUUGAACGAUGAAAUCAAGCAUAAUGCAGCCGAACAAUAAUCGUCUAUAUCACACAGUAAGGACAUUGAAAAUUUAAUCUAUUUUACCAUUUAUUAAUUCACCAACUGACAUGACUGAGAUUACAGUUUAUAUAAUUA